Messenger RNA from Clupea harengus (Atlantic herring), 1033 nucleotides. It is a transcript of the gene nanp, whose product is annotated as N-acetylneuraminic acid phosphatase. Lineage: Eukaryota; Metazoa; Chordata; Actinopteri; Clupeiformes; Clupeidae. Gene Ontology annotation, biological process: N-acetylneuraminate biosynthetic process; dephosphorylation. Gene Ontology annotation, molecular function: N-acylneuraminate-9-phosphatase activity. The record is from RefSeq and is a predicted model, not a curated record.
ACUGCAUUACCCAGCAUUCAACGGUGAAUUUCUUUCACGUGUUUUUGUGGAACAACAUCCGUAGCAAAGAGUUCCUCAAUGAAUGAGAAUCUCCGUCUUUGAAACAGCAUGGAGAAAAGUCGUGUCAAAGUUAUAUUGUUUGAUUUGGACAAUACGCUGAUUGAUACGGACGGAGCGGGGAGGGUUGCCAUUCAAAAGGUGUGUGACUUCAUGAAAGCGUCUCUAGGCCACGAGGACAGCAUUAGUGAAAUCUGCCAGAGGUUUGCGCACAAACUCCUUCACGAGUCGUUCGAUGCUUCCAGUGGCAGAAGUAUUGAUGAUGUUCGUAUUGAUCACUGGCAACAAGCUAUUCGGGAGUCGGAAGGAGUUGAUCGAGGUAGAUCACUAGCUGCCGAGUGCUACCGUCAUUGGAAAAGUACGCGUUUACAGCUGCUGACCUUCGCCCCCCCUGUGCGCACCAUGCUGGAGGAACUCAGGAAAACACACAGGCUGCUACUGCUGACCAACGGAGAGUCGCAGACUCAACGCGAGAAGAUUCAAGCUGUCGGGUCAGCACCAGAACUCUUCAGUGCUUUGGUAGUAGGGGGAGAACAUCCUGAGGAGAAGCCAGCAGUCUCCAUCUUCACAUACUGCUUCCGCCUACUGAAUGUCCAGCCCCAUGACUGCAUCAUGGUGGGGGACUCUCUGAGCACAGACAUCCAAGGGGGGUUUCAUGCUGGGGUCCGUGCCACAGUGUGGGUUAACCCUAGUGGGCAUACACUCUCGGAAGGCUCGGUCAGACCGGACUACACAAUUGCAACGGUGUUGGACUUACCUGGUGUCCUUGCUGCCCUCAAAUGACGUUUGAUAAAAUGUGGUCAGACAUAAGAACAAAGAAAUGACCAAAGUAGAAUUCCUUUUUUAUGUUUUAAUACAUCAAGCUGGAAACGUUUGCAAUAUUGCGCAUGUCAUGGUCUUGUUCUGAUGAGUAAUAGUGUGUUGUUGAGUGUGUGUGGUAACACUGAAACUUAAUAAAGAAAUGAUUACCUUAUUA